AAUUAUCUAAAUUGCUACAGAAAAGCCGGUAUAAAAAACAAAUUAUAAUUAAGUGGACCUUCAGUUGCGUUUAUUUGCUGCUGGUAAGACAAUACUUGAACCACCAUGAAGAGGGUUGCUUUGGGAAUUUUCGCUAUUUGCUGUGUCGUUUGUUCUGAGGGGUUACAUUGCGAUUUUGGACAAAACACGAACGAGGAUUUAAAAGAAGCGAUGACUCAAUGUCUGCGGAACCAAACGUUGGAGAAAAUUCUGCAGGAUUCGGCUAAUUCCAUAGAAUCUGACGACUCGUCUGCUGGUUCCAAGGAAACGCCUGUUACCAAAGGCACCAACGGCGAUGUAAAAAUGGACAAAUCUAGAAGAACAAAACGUUCCAAGGCCACUAAAGAGUUAAAUACGGAACCGUCAAUGGGCAACAACCGAAAAUUCUACAGUUUCCCGACCACCGAAGAAUCGAACGCUGCUGAGACAAAUUCCAAUGAAGAUGAUACCGAUGGUGACAUGUGCGCUUUGCAGUGUAUUCUAGAGAAACUAGAAAUGACGGACUCUAACGGACUCCCAGAUCAGCAAAAAUUUGUUGACGUGCUUGUCAAGCGGGCCAGCGGAAAAGCAGUGAGCGAUCUCUUUAAAGAGUCUACCGAAGAAUGCUUUCAACAAAUGGCAGAAGAAGACUCCGAGGAAGCUUGCCGAUAUUCCACGAAGCUAGUGACAUGUUUAACUGAAAAAGGACGAUCAAGUUGCGACGACUGGCCACAGGGUUCCUUGCCGUGGUAGAAGAAAUCUUUCUGCUACCGAAUCUGUUGAAUUUGUUGACAUGAAUCCUUAAGUUAUCAACUGCUUUAAUUUUUAUGUGCAAGUGUAAAAAUUCUAAUAUACACUAGGUUGUAUUAUACCGAA
Cylas formicarius (sweet potato weevil) is the source of this 894-nucleotide messenger RNA. RefSeq lists its product as uncharacterized. The coding region runs from base 106 to 771 and encodes 221 amino acids. Lineage: Eukaryota; Metazoa; Arthropoda; Insecta; Coleoptera; Brentidae. Gene Ontology annotation, molecular function: odorant binding. The record is from RefSeq and is a predicted model, not a curated record. The transcript has 5 exons.